AUGGACGCGCAGCAGCGGAGCGCCGCGGCCAAUCAAGAGACAUCAUCGACGCUGGCGCCGACAGCCGCCGCCACCGACGAGGAGCACGAGCAUCCCACGCUGCACAUGCACAACGCGGCCGAGGUCAUCCCGGCGCUGCCGCUCGAAACGCGGUGGCCGCCGUUCGCGCUCCGCCGGUACCGCGGCUACUGGCUGGCCGAGCGGUUCCUGCCGGGGCUCGCCGCCUUCAACGACCACUUCGAGCCGGCCCCCGGCGCCACGGACGUGCUCCUGGCCACCUGCCCCAAGUCCGGCACCACGUGGCUCAAGGCCCUCGCCUUCGCCACCGCGCACCGCGCCGCGCACCCGCCGUCGUCGCCAGGCCACCCGCUCCUCUGCCGCAGCCCGCACGGGCUCGUCAUGUUCCUGGACGACAUAUUCGGCCGCCCCGUCGAAGACGCGCGGCGCGUCCUCGCCGCCUACCCGUCUCCGCCGCGCCUCUUCGGCACCCACUGGGCCUACUCUCAACUGCCGGAGCGCGUCACCGCUGGAUGCCGCAUCGUGUACCUCUGCCGGGACCCCAAGGACGUGAUGGUGUCCUGGUACUGGUUCCUCAAGAAGUUUCUCCCCCACGACGCCGGCGACCUCGACUUCAUGGAGCUCUUCGAGGUGUUCUGUGAGGGACGCAGCGGGUACGGACCGGCUUGGCGGCACGCCGCCGAGUACUGGGAGGCGAGCGAGGGACACCCGGACAAGGUGCUCUUCCUCAGGUACGAGGAGAUGCUGCGCGACCCUGCUGAGAAUGUCGGAAAGCUCGCGCAGUUCCUCGGGUGCCCGUUCACAUCGGCGGAGGAGGACGCCGGCGUGGUAGAAUCCGUGGUGGAGCUGUGCAGCCUGGAGAAGCUGAGUAGCCUGGAGGUGAACAGGAGCGGCGCGCCGGCGCUGGCCGUGCCCAACGACGCCUUCUUCAGGAAGGGGGUGGCCGGCGACUGGCGCAACCAGAUGACGCCGGAGAUGGCGGCGAGGCUGGACGCCAUCGUCGAGGACGCCCUGCAUGGCACAGGGUUUUCAUUCGUCCACUCCGGGCACGCGGUGGAGCACCACGGGACCGGCGCCGGAGCACCAUAG
Triticum turgidum subsp. durum (durum wheat) is the source of this 1107-nucleotide messenger RNA. Lineage: Eukaryota; Viridiplantae; Streptophyta; Magnoliopsida; Poales; Poaceae. The record is from the annotation of a GenBank genome assembly.